UAACGGUCAUACUGCGUCGGCCAUUUAUCUUUGUGAGCGUGACAGGGAAAAGUUCUGUGCAAAUCGAACUAGAACUUAGGCAACCAAGUCGAGGUAAACGUCUGAUUAAACUGGAGAAAAUGGGUUCACGCAACGAGUGCCGCAUCUAUGUGGGUAACCUUCCACCAGAUAUCCGCACUAAGGAUAUUCAGGAUCUGUUCCACAAGUUCGGCAAAGUUACGUUUGUGGACCUAAAAAAUCGGCGUGGGCCGCCAUUUGCAUUUGUUGAGUUCGAAGAUGCGCGUGAUGCUGAUGAUGCUGUGAAGGCGCGCGAUGGGUACGACUAUGAUGGGUAUCGUCUGCGUGUAGAGUUUCCACGAGGUGGUGGACCGGGCAGCUAUCGCGGCGGAAACCGCAAUGAUCGCGGCCGCGACGGCGGUGGACGCAUGGGCGGACGCGGACCACCGGCCAAGAGGUCACAGUACCGUGUCAUGGUCACAGGACUACCUGCCUCCGGGUCGUGGCAGGAUCUCAAGGAUCACAUGCGCGAGGCCGGCGACGUUUGCUUUGCAGAUACCUACAAGGAUGGAUCAGGUGUGGUUGAAUUCCUGCGCCACGAGGACAUGAAGUACGCGAUCAAAAAGCUAGACGACUCCCGCUUCCGUUCGCAUGAGGGAGAGGUUGCCUACAUUCGCGUACGAGAAGAUAGCGGCGAUAAUGACCGUGGUGGCGGCGGUGGCAGCAGCGGAGGUGGUGGCGGCGGAGGAGGAGGCGGUGGUGGAGGUGGUGGCGGCGGUGGUGGUGGCCGUGACUACCGCGACAGAUCGCGUUCUCGUUCUUUCUCGUCGAGACCGCGCCGUCGGGGCACUCCCACCUACUCCCCAGUGCGACGUCAAUCUUAUUCCAGGUCUCGCUCACGCUCUAACUAUUAAACACUACCAAGCAUUAUCCAUUAAUCUAUAAUAUUUCUACGAGCAGGAAACAAUAGGAAAAGCAAGCUAAAUUAAGAAACUCCAUUCAAUAUAUGUUCAAGACCCCCCAAGCAUACACCUUUGUAAAUUGACUAUCCAAGCCAUCUGAAAAAAUCAAGUUUGUUCAGUCAAGUUCCGAACUCUCAUCAAGGCCAACAUAUUUAAAGAAAACACUUGCUUUUCCAACUGUAUCACACAUGCUAAGAAACAGAGAAGUUCUCUUAAAUUGUAAUCCACCGGGCAUAAUUUGACAAAAAACAGUUCAACAUAGCAAUUGUAAAACAGGGAAUUUUCUUUGGCCACCAUCCCUUAGUAUUCCUUGAUUUGCUUUUGUUUUAUUUUGAGCCUUUGCUCUGCAUCUGCACACUAAAAUUAUAUUAUAAACCAAAUUUUGGCUGCAUAAUUUAUUUGAAUCUACCUUAACGAAAACAACAAACAUCGAUACAGAAUAAAUAUGUUUAUAAUGAGAGAAAGAAACGAAUUAGAAUCCGAACACAACGCAAUGUCAACCACAUUGAUAAACAAACUAUUAAUACUUUAA
Messenger RNA from Drosophila eugracilis, 1491 nucleotides. RefSeq names its product serine/arginine-rich splicing factor 1B (gene SF2). Gene Ontology annotation, molecular function: mRNA binding. Lineage: Eukaryota; Metazoa; Arthropoda; Insecta; Diptera; Drosophilidae. The record is from RefSeq and is a predicted model, not a curated record. Gene Ontology annotation, cellular component: ribonucleoprotein complex; nucleus; cytoplasm. The transcript is spliced from 4 exons. The coding region runs from base 120 to 911 and encodes 263 amino acids.